AGCUACAAACAAUAUCAAUAAUAAUACCAGUGAUAAUAAGUAAAUAAUAAUAAUAACAACAACAACAAAAAUAAUAAUAAUAAUAACAAUAAUAAUAAUAAUAAUAGUAAUAAUAAUAAUAAUAACAACAACAACAAUAUGCACUAAGUUGGACUUAAGGGAAUAACUUUUAUGUUAUUUUCACCUUAACGUCGUUUUUUUAAUUGUUCUCUAAUUUCUCCAUUGUCUAAGUUCCCCUUAAGGUAGGUUUUAGUAACAUAAUACUGUAAUAAUAAUAAUAAUAAUAAUAAUAAUAAUAAUAAUAAUAAUAAUAAUAAAGAGUGUAAGUUAACUUUCAAAGUUAUGGUUUAGUUUCUGGAAGCUUUGGACUUAACAUCUCACUAUCUUCGUCAGCCGUUUGAAUGAGGCAGUUAACUGACACGUCAGCAUUGAUGUUUGUGUGAUGUCAAAGAUGAUGAGAUGUCAUCUAAAGCUUCCAGAAACUAAACCAUAACUUUGAAAGUUAACUUACACUCUUUAUUAUUAUUAUUAUUAUUAUUAUUAUUAUUAUUAUUAUUAUUAUUAUUACAGUAUUAUGUUACUAAAACCUACCUUAAGGGGAACUUAGACAAUGGAGAAAUUAGAGAACAAUUAAAAAAAACGAUGUUAAGGUGAAAAUAACAUAAAAGAUAUUCCCUUAAGUCCAACUAAGUGCAUAUUGUUGUUGUUAUUAUUAUUAUUAUUAUUAUUAUUUUUGUUAUUAUUAUUAUUAUUAUUAUUAUUUACUUAUUAUCACUGGUAUUAUUAUUGAUAUUGUUUGUAGCUAUUGAAGCAUUCAAGCCUGAACUAAUCAGUGAGAAUGUCCUUCAUCGCCUCAUGGAACAAGACAUAAUCUGUGACAUCCGACUUGAGCACAAAGAUGACAACAUUUACCUGUACACCAGAGGCAAACCUGCAGACUUCUUUGUGCUGAUUUUACAAGGAAAAGUUGAGGUGUCCAUUGGUAAAGAAAAUCUAAUCUUUGAACAAGGACCUUUCGCUUACUUUGGGCAUCUAGCACUUUGUCAGCCAGCUUCAAUGGUCACUACCACUACAAAAGGAAGCACGCAGAGCAUCGUGAGUACUACCAGUAAUGUCACUGUCCAUUACCUACCGGAUUUCUCGGUGCGAAUAGCUAGUGAUGUGCAGUUCUUGCGUGUCACAAGAGCCCAGUACCAAGCAGCACGUGCUGCAACAAAAAUGGAGCUGGACAAGAAAGAAGGAAGUGAAAAUGUUGCAGAUGAAAUCUUCAAAAAGGAAUGGAAGAAGGUAUCAGAAUGCGAGGUGUACAACAGUACCAACUCUUUAAAGACCCCAGAGUAUGAUCGGAAACAAAUUUGUGAUCCAAGUAGUAAGGAGAAUGUGGUGUAGACUGCACUUCUUUAAAAAUCACUGAGCAAU
Anneissia japonica is the source of this 1419-nucleotide messenger RNA. Its product is annotated as metal transporter CNNM4-like. The coding region runs from base 856 to 1389 and encodes 177 amino acids. The record is from RefSeq and is a predicted model, not a curated record. Lineage: Eukaryota; Metazoa; Echinodermata; Crinoidea; Comatulida; Comatulidae. The transcript has 3 exons.